Messenger RNA from Tarenaya hassleriana, 1889 nucleotides. RefSeq names its product protein NRT1/ PTR FAMILY 4.7. Gene Ontology annotation, cellular component: membrane. Lineage: Eukaryota; Viridiplantae; Streptophyta; Magnoliopsida; Brassicales; Cleomaceae. Bases 85 to 1749 code for a protein of 554 amino acids. Gene Ontology annotation, molecular function: transmembrane transporter activity. Gene Ontology annotation, biological process: transmembrane transport. The transcript has 5 exons. The record is from RefSeq and is a predicted model, not a curated record.
UAAUAAAAAAAUAUAUAAUUCACAUAGUUAUACUCAAACCUCUAUAAAACUACGUCAAUUCCACGGGAGAGAUCGUAGGAUGCCAUGCAAGAUAGGGAGAUUGAGUCGAGCAGUAUAAACUCAUGGGAUGGAUACCGAGAUUGGAGAAGCAGGCCGGCCCUCCCCGGCCGCCACGGCGGCAUGCUUGCCGCCUCUUUUGUUUUGGUUGUGGAAGUGUUGGAGAACUUGGCGUUUCUAGCGAGCGCGAGCAAUCUGGUGCUGUAUCUGACGAAGGAGAUGGAGUUUUCGCCGUCGGGAGCGGCGAACUCGGUCACCGUUUUCAUGGGAACGGCUUUCUUCCUCGCUCUCCUCGGCGGCUUCCUCGCCGACGCCUUCUUCACCACCUUCCAUAUUUACCUCUUCAGUGCCACUAUCGAGUUCCUGGGUUUGGUGGUCCUAACGGGUCAGGCCUGCGCGCACUCGGCUAGGCCAUGGGCGAGAGGAGUGCUAUUCGGGGGCCUAUACCUCGUGGCCCUAGGGGUCGGAGGUAUAAAAGGCUCGUUACCGCCACAUGGAGCGGAGCAGUUCGACGAGAGCACGCCGAGGGGGCGGAAACAGAGAUCGUACUUCUUCAACUACUUCGUCUUCAGCCUCUCGUGCGGUGCGCUGGUCGCCGUCACGUUCGUGGUCUGGCUCGAAGACAACGUCGGCUGGCAGUGGGGGUUCGGCGUCUCCACUCUCUCCAUUCUCCUCUCUGUUCCUGUUUUCCUGUCUGGUUCCACUUUCUAUCGCCUCAAAGUCCCUUCUGGAAGCCCCAUCACCACUCUCUUCAAGGUCUUAACCGCAGCGCUGUACGCCAAAUAUUGCGGAUCCAAGAACUCAAGGAACGCCGUCAUGGCCAUGGAGACAGGUUCUUCAUCUCGUGAAACCGACGAUUCGGAAGAAACCAAACCAAUCUCCGACCUCGGAUUCGUCGAAGAAGCCCUGACAGAUCAGAGAUCACUUCCACGAGCAUUGCAAUGCACAACGCAGCAAGUCCAAGAUGUCAGAAUAGUCCUCAAGAUCUUACCGAUCUUCAUGUCCACCAUCAUGCUCAACUGCUGUCUGGCUCAGCUCUCCACGUUCUCAGUCCAGCAAGCUUCCACCAUGAACACCAAGCUCGGAAAACUCACCGUCCCUCCUGCCGCUCUGCCCGUCUUUCCCGUCGUUUUCACCAUGAUUCUCGCCCCAGUUUACAACCACCUUCUCAUCCCUCUCGCCAGAAAAGCCACGAGAACCGAGAUGGGCAUCACCCAUUUGCAGCGCAUAGGAACGGGCCUCGUCCUGUCCGUUGUGGCCAUGUCGGUCGCAGCCCUAGUCGAGACCAAACGCAAACGUAUCGCUGUUUCUUGCGGUCCGAGCAACAGUCCCCUCCCCAUCACGUUUCUAUGGUUAGCUUUCCAGUACGUUUUCCUCGGAUCCGCAGACCUCUUCACCUUAGCCGGAAUGAUGGAGUUCUUCUUCACGGAGGCACCAUCCAGGAUGCGAUCUCUGGCCACAUCUCUCUCAUGGACGUCGUUGGCUAUGGGCUAUUACUUGAGCUCCCUGCUCGUUUCGGCUGUGAAUUUCAUCACUGGCUCAUUCGGACACAGUCCAUGGUUGUCUGGUGAUCACCUGAAUCAGUACCACCUCGAGAGAUUCUACUGGCUUAUGUGCGUUCUUACCGGUCUUAACUUCGUGAACUACCUCUUCUGGGCCUGUCGGUACACGUAUCGGGCGAGCCAGAACUGAUCGCUUGAUCGGUGGUUAGAGUCUGGUUAUGUUGUUUCAGAGUAAAAUUCGUUAUCGGUUUAGGUCUCUCCUGGGGAUGUAUAUCUUGGGGAAGAAGUCACUGCCAUUCUAGGGUUUUCUUGUUGGGGAAGACCCAAUUC